Neoarius graeffei (lesser salmon catfish) is the source of this 1071-nucleotide messenger RNA. It is a transcript of the gene gpr142, whose product is annotated as G protein-coupled receptor 142. The record is from RefSeq and is a predicted model, not a curated record. Gene Ontology annotation, cellular component: membrane. Gene Ontology annotation, molecular function: G protein-coupled receptor activity. The transcript is spliced from 2 exons. Lineage: Eukaryota; Metazoa; Chordata; Actinopteri; Siluriformes; Ariidae. Gene Ontology annotation, biological process: G protein-coupled receptor signaling pathway. The coding region runs from base 1 to 1071 and encodes 356 amino acids.
AUGACUGACUGGGAUAAUGAGACAGUGCUGAGCCAACAGGAGCCAAGCACCAAUGAGUACCAAAGAUCCGAGUGUGUUCUCGGCUACAUCCCUGUUAUCUACUACAGCAUCUUGUUGGGUGUGGGAUUUCCAGUUAACAUCUUAACACUGGUGGCUCUGUCCCGUUUGACCGCACGCACCCAGAAGGCCCUGUAUGUCUACCUGAUGGCACUGACCAGCUCGGACCUGCUCAGCCAGCUCUUUAUCAUUUUUGUGGGUUUCCUGCUAGAGACAGCUGUGUUCCACCGUGAGGUACCCACCGUUCUGCUGCGAUCAGUCAGUGUGCUGGAGUUUGCCGCCAACCAUGCUUCCAUCUGGGCCACUGUGCCACUCACUGUGGACCGCUAUGUUGCACUGUGCCAUCCACUGCUCCAUCGGCAGAUCAGCUACCCGGCGCGGGCUCGGCGCAUCAUCGGUGCAGUCCAGGCAUUGGCACUGGUGUCUGGUGUGCCCUUUUUCUGGUGGUCAGACUUGUGGAGGGUGAGCAGGCCACCUGGUGCAGUUGAUUUUGCCCUCAUCUGGGCCCAUGUGACAAUCAUCUACUUCCUGCCAUGCAGUAUCUUUCUGGUGCUCAACUCACUAAUUGUUCUGCGUCUCAGAAGGCGCCAGCACAGGUGUCAGGAUGAAAGCAGGCAGCGGCAGCUGGCACCAGCAGGCAGGCUGGGCAAAACCACAGCAAUGCUUCUGGCCAUCACAUCUGUGUUUGCAGUGCUGUGGGCACCCCGUACAGCCGUGGUGCUCUACCACCUUUACGUGGCAUCGGUGCACAGAGACUGGCGUGUGCACUUGGCAUAUGACCUGGCCAACAUGCUAGCCAUGCUCAACACAGCCGUGAACUUCUUCCUCUACUGCUUUGUCAGUAAACGCUUCAGGGGUGUUGUGAAGGAUGUCUUGCUUCUGAGAGGGGCACCGCUUCAUCCUCGAAGGCCUUGCCAUCAAAUACAGGCUUCUGCUAAUGUCUCAAACUCAUCUCUGUCCAGUGGUGCCAUGCGCUCUCACAGACAUGCCAGUAUUGCUUGGGACUGUCCUUAA